This is a messenger RNA of Culicoides brevitarsis, 1372 nucleotides long. RefSeq lists its product as uncharacterized. Lineage: Eukaryota; Metazoa; Arthropoda; Insecta; Diptera; Ceratopogonidae. The record is from RefSeq and is a predicted model, not a curated record. The coding region runs from base 45 to 1295 and encodes 416 amino acids. The transcript is spliced from 2 exons.
UCGUUACAGACUUACAAAAAUAAUUAAAUUUACAACUCACGAUCAUGACAACCGCUAAUGAAGAGUAUAGUCGGGAUGAAUUAAAUCCCCCUGCAUGGUUAAAUGACGAUUUUUUUCAAUCUGCUGUGCGUUCUUUUAAACAAGACGAGACAAUAACGGUUAAAAAUCUCGUUUUGCGUCCCGGAACGAAGCCUGGCGAGCAUUAUGCGAGUAUCAUGUUUCGUGCUGAAGUGACUUUCGACUCAAAAAGUUCGAAAAAUGAAAAAAUCAUGUUAAUUCUGAAGACAAUGCCGAUUGAAGAAGGCGCGAAAAUGGAUUUGCUCAAAGAAACGACGGCUUUUUCGACGGAAACGCGAAUGUAUGAGGAAAUUUUACCGGAAAUGGAGAGAAUUUUGAAGAAAAUUGGGGAUGAAACGCGUAUUGGACCUACUUUGGUGUACGCAAGUAAUGAUCCAGCACCUGUAAUUGUCUUAAUAGACGAAAGCCCGAACGGGUUUCAAACCUAUUCAAAGGGUUUGGAUGUAGAGCAAAUUCAAGUUGUGGUAGAAAGAAUCGCAAAAUUUCAUGCUUGCUCCGUUUUUAUGAACGAAAAUGGAGUUGAUAUGAAAAGUUUUUGCGAUUCGCCGUACGAAUUGAAGGAAGGACGUCCCGAUUUCUUGGAAGAACUUUUUAUGCCGACAAUUAGGAAAGCUGUUGAAGCAUUUAAAACAUGGGACGUCGAUGAAAACUUGAAAAAUGUCUUGGGAAAGAACUUGGAAGUCUUAGCUGAACGGAUUCGAGACCUCUUUUUGAAUAGCGAAAAGCGUUUUUAUUCGGUUUUGAUGCAUGCCGACUUUCAUUUCAAAAAUAUGAUGUAUCGGAAUGACGGAAAAAAGAGUGAGGAUUACCUUUUGCUUGACUUUCAAUUUUGUAUGUGGAACACUCCUGCGAGCGAUAUCUACUCCCUAAUUAACAGCGUUGGUGACGAUGACAUUCGUGAAAAGCAUCGAAACGAAAUUUUCGAGCAAUAUUUUGUCAUUUUUCGAGGUACUUUGGAAAAAUUGGGCUUUCAAGGCAAAAUUCCAACAUUCGAUGAUUUUCAAAAGGAGCUUUUACGCUGCUCUCUGAUCGAAUACAUGUUCUUUAUCAUCUUUGUGCCUUUUCAACACGUUGACUGGUCCUCUAUCGACAUCAAUGCGAUCAUGGAGACGAAGGAUUUUCACAGCACCGUCAAAGGAGUGUGGAAAAACGAGAAUUUUCAAGCAAAAUUCAUCAAAUUAGUCGAACGAUUACUUCCAUUGGGAACUUUUGACUAAAUUUCGAACCACAAUUUGAUUGUGUUUGCUUUGUAAUCUAAUAAAUUUUGCAUCAAGGUCAAUAAUUUUAUCUAUGA